This is a messenger RNA of Aspergillus homomorphus CBS 101889, 3424 nucleotides long. Its product is annotated as TPR-like protein. Gene Ontology annotation, molecular function: protein binding. The record is from RefSeq and is a predicted model, not a curated record. The transcript has a single exon. Lineage: Eukaryota; Fungi; Ascomycota; Eurotiomycetes; Eurotiales; Aspergillaceae. The coding region runs from base 244 to 3159 and encodes 971 amino acids.
GUGCUAGCCUCCUGAUCUUUUGAGAACGCAUAGCAUGCGUCUGUGAUUGAUGAUUGUUGCAUUGUUCGCAUAAUAUCUAGCCACCUGCCAAUGUGAAGAGCCUGCUCUGUUUCUUCCUGAUUAGCAUUCUUUCAUACCUGAAUUCCCCACUUUGCGACUACCAUAGAUCAUCGCAGGAUUUCUUUCGCAUUCCUCCAAUUUCCCUUCUACGCCAGACAUAACAUCUCGUUUGAAACCAUCAACAUGGCCGAUACCGCUGAUACCUACCCCGCGUCCUUAAGCACCGCUUUCGACGAGACAUCCUCAUUGAGGGACCGCUACGACCCCAUUGCGCUCGCAGACGCCGAGAUCGUUCCUAUACUGCAGCUGCCGCUCGCGAAGGAGGUUUUUGGACACAAUGCCGAUGAGAGUGUGUUGAGUCGCGUUGCAAAGGGCGAGGUAUCCUACACCACCUUUCUGUCCGAAAGGGUACAGGCGGUCACGCAAUCGCCUUUGGAAGGCUUGACGUCCGAACAACAACGCUCGCAGCUGCUGCACAUUGCUCUGGCCGCGCUUUUCGGAUUCCUGCAGUCCAACGUGACCGGCCCACCCUUGACCUUCGGCCCCGCGGACAUCAUCAUCCCCGCCGCUCUGCGACCCGACGCAGCCACUCUCCGAGCCGUUCGUGCCCAUGUCAUUCGCAACCUCUCCGUCGAUGGUGAGGCAGCGUACAAGCUGACCCCCAAUGUCGAGCUGUUCGCUGUCGCCAAGGCCCUGCUGGCUGAUACCGAUGUUCUGGUCGUCAACGGUCCCCUGGUGGCCCGGACGGCAAGACUCCGGGUCAAUUUCCUUCACCAGAAGAUGCUGUCGGAGGUGACUGGUACGCUGCAGGAUUUGAUUUACAACGAGCUUGAGGACCUCAGCAAGGUUAUCUUGAGCGCCCAGUGCACGGCGCAGGAGCGAGGAGGGUUUUUGCUCGAGAGAGCAACUAUCCACACCGUUCACGGCUUCGAUGCAAAGGCCCGCGCGGACCUCGAGCAGGCCGCUAAAGAACGGAAAUUCGAGUUUGCUUUGACGGGUAAACUGGGUAAGAGAACUAAGUUCCAGGAGCGCGAUGUCAGUCAGCUUGUCAUCCUGGCCAAGAGCGCCGACUCGUCGGAGAACAACGGCAAGAGCGAGAACGCGUCUGGUCCGAAAAACCUUGAUCUCAACGAUGAUACACUUUUGGAGUCUAUUUCUUUCGCCAAGGCCGACGGAGAAGAGUCUCAAGGAAAGCAGGUGACUGUUCAGGAUGAAGCGGCGCUACCCCCGGCGUUGGCAUCUCUCGACCCCGGCGACCAGCCUAAACUCGAACCCGUCGACUCCGCCAUCCUUCUUGCCUUGGCAUCGGCUAUCACCAAUACCGCACCCGAGAACGGUAUCACCCGCGAGGAGACGGCGCCCUACGCUACCCGUGUCCUGGAAGGAGGCAGCUCGAACUGGCAGAUCUACACUCAGGCUUUGUUGGUGCGUAGUCGUGUUGAGGGCCACAGAUCCAGAACUGUCGAAAGAGCUGUUCUGCAGAUGCAAGCACUCGUGGACCAGGUCAUCGCUGAUACUGCCACUUCUGAUGAACAAGCCGGUGUUUCUGUCGAGGCACCCACAACUUUCCUGCCGCGUCCUGAAAAGUCCGAGUCCGCAUCUGCCGCAGAGCGUUUGCAAUACGUGUGGCUUAUGAACUUUUCCACCCGAUGGGACCUCGAGGCCGAGCUUGCUACCAGAUGGGUCAAUCUCGGCGGUCUGCGCACGGCGCUUGAUAUCUACGAGCGUCUUCAGAUGUGGGCCGAGGCUGCACUCUGCUACGCUGCGACGGAGAGAGAGGACAAGGCCAGACAGAUGGUCCGCAAGCAGCUCUACCAGCCUACCGGUCAGGACCCCGAUGAUGACAACGAGAAAUUCGAAGGACCCGAGCUGUCUCCUCUGCCCGCUGAUGCUCCCCGCCUUCUCUGCAUCCUGGGUGAUAUCGACACCGACCCGGCCAUGUACGAGCGGGCUUGGGAGGUUUCUAACCAGAGAUACGCUCGCGCCCAGCGCUCCCUGGCCCGCCACUACCUCACUCUCAAGCCUCCGGCUCUCGAAAAGGCCGAAGAAGCCUACCGCAAAAGCUUGGACAUCAACCGUCUCAACCACGGCGCCUGGUUCGCUCUGGGAUGCGUGCAGCUCGAACUCCACCGUUGGGAUGAUGCCAUCUUCUCCUUCACACGCACCGUCCAGCUCGAAGACACCGACGCCGAAGCCUGGAGUAACCUGGCGGCCGCGAUCCUCCGCUCCCCCAGACCCGACGAAGACACCCCCUUUAUUUCCGAACAACCACCCAAACCCAAAGCGCCCCUCGCCGACGAUGAGGAAGAAGGUGAGGACGAAGAAGCGGCCCCAGAGGACCCCUACAAACGCAAGCGUGAGGCCCUGGCCGCGCUCCACCGCGCCGCCUCCCUCAAACACACGGACGCCCGCAUCUGGGACAACAUGCUCACCGUCGCGGCCUCGAUCCCCCCGCCCUUCACUCCCUUCCGUGACGUCGUUACCGCGCAGCGGCGCCUCAUCGAGCUCGUCGGGUCCAAGAAGGGCGAGAAGUGCAUCGACAUGCCCAUCCUGGGUAUGCUGGUCGACCACCUGGUCCGGGCCUAUGAUUACCAGGACCUGCUCAUCCGCGUGGACGACAGCCCAUCGGCGGAGAAGAUCGUGCGCAGCGGUACUGUGCCGGGUCAGAUCAUCUCGCUGAUCGACCAGGGUAUCGUGCCGCUGAUCACACACUCCGCGCCCCUGUGGCUCCUCGUGGCGAGCGUGGAGGAGUGGCGGGACCAGCCGUCCAAGGCCUUCGAGGCGCAUGAGAAGGCCUGGCGCGCGACGGUCGCGUCGUCCACGCAGGGCGCCUUCCAAAUGGGCGACGAGAAGAAGUGGCUGGAGGUUGUGCGCGCCACGGAGCGGUUGGUCCGCGAUGGAUACGCUCGGUACGGUCCCAUGGACAAGGAGGGCCAAGAGGGUGCUGCAGAGGCGGAGACGGAGAUGGUGGCUAAGGAUUGGAGGUUCAAGGCCCGCAGUGCAGUGCGUGGUAUCCUGGGUAAGGGCAAGGAUUUCUGGGAGGAUUCCGAGGGGUGGGAGCGCCUGAAGGCUUUGCAGUCUGAGGUGGGAAGUGCAUAGAUUCUGUUGUUGAUUUGCAUAUAUAGAGUGUGGGCUCGUAGCAUUUGAAGCUGGGUACCAGUUUUCAAGAGAAGCGGGCCGUUCUAGUCACGAUUGUUCAUGUUCCGAAUUGAAUUUCGUAUUCUUUUUCUCUUUUUCACUUUUUUGUUUCUCAUUCAUCAUGCCCAUUGUUAUUAUUCUACUCGUCCGAUCGUGUUGGGGCUGUAUCAGAUCGUUGCUUGCUGUCUAUCUUCCGUUUUAGCAUGCCGCAGAAACUCUCGAAGAG